AUGGCCGCAGGUUCGAUCGAACAUGAAGGUCCCGAUAUGGGCGUUGGUGAUUUUGUCCUAUUGUCUGACAUUAAUAUGGAUGCGUUCAUGAAAAAUCUUAAAUUACGGUUUGAAAAAGGACGAAUCUACACAUAUAUUGGCGAGGUACUGGUUAGUGUUAAUCCUUAUCGUGAUUUGCCUAUCUAUGGACCAGAAUAUAUCAAAAGUUACAAAGGACGUGAAAUGUUUGAACGGCCUGCACAUAUAUUUGCACUUGCUGAAGCAGCCUAUCGAACACUAAAACAACGUUCAUUAAAUAGUUGUAUUGUUAUAUCAGGUGAAUCGGGAUCUGGUAAAACAGAAGCAUCAAAAAUAAUUCUACGCUACAUAGCCGCAGUAACGAAUGUAUCAAAUCAAACUGAAAUUCAACGAAUUAGUAAUAUUCUUAUUCAAACAAAUGUUAUACUUGAAACCUUUGGUAAUAGUCGAACCAAUCGCAAUGAUAACAGUAGUCGAUUUGGUAAAUAUAUGGAUUUAAAUUUUGAUUAUAAAUUUGAUCCAAUCGGUGGAAAAAUUCAACAUUAUUUACUGGAAAAAUCGCGUGUAGUUAAACAACAAUUAGGUGAACGAAAUUUUCAUUCAUUUUAUCAAUUAUUAUUUGGAGAGAAUAAUCUAAAAGAAUUUGGACUUAAUCUUAAAGCUGAAGAUUAUUAUUAUAUUAAUCAAGGAAAUUGUUGUAAAAUACCGAAAAUUGAUGAUAGAAAUGAUUAUCAACAAGUUAAACAAGCUUUUAAAAUUGUUGGUUUUACACAAGACGAAAUAUCAAUUAUAUGGAAAAUAGUUGCUGCCAUUGUUCAUCUGGGCAAUUUACAAUUUACAGAUGUUGACGGUGAGCAUUGUUCAAUAACACGAUCCAAUGAUAAUAAUGAUCAAUUGAAAUGGAUAUCAAAAUUAUUAUCAUGUGAAGAAUCUGAUAUAUCAUCAACAUUGACUUCACGUGUUGUUGCUGCACGUAAUGAAGUGAUACAAGCUCAACAAAAUAUGACACGAGCUUACUAUGGACGAGAUGCAUUGAGUAAAGCUUUGUAUGAACGUUUAUUUGAAUGGUUGAUUAAACAUAUCAAUAAAACUUUGGCGAAAGAAAACAACGAACAAUUGACUCAGGGAUAUCGUACUGUACAGAGUUCACUUGUUAUUGGUGUCUUAGAUAUAUAUGGUUUUGAAAUCUUUGAAAAUAAUAGCUUCGAACAGUUAUGUAUCAAUUACUGUAAUGAAAAAUUACAACAAUUAUUUAUUGAACUCGUACUUAAACAAGAACAAGAAGAAUAUGAACGAGAAAAUAUUACUUGGCAGCAUAUUGAUUAUUUUAAUAAUAAGAUUAUUUGUGAUCUUAUUGAACAAUCACGUACAGGCAUUAUAGCACAUCUUGAUGAAGCUUGUAUAGCAGUUGGAAAUAUUACAGAUGAAAUGUUUCUCGAUUCGAUAAAUAAAGCCUUAAAAACUCAUAAACAUUUUUCGAGUUGGAAACUUUCACCUGGAGAUAAAAUAUGGAAAAGUAUUAAUAAUAAUAAACAUUUUCUUAUUCGUCAUUAUGCAGGCGAUGUUGUUUAUUCGGUCGAUGGAUUUUUGGAUAAAAAUCGAGAUACGUUAUUUGAUGAUUUUAAACGAUUAUUAUUUAAUAGUAAAAAUCCAAUUUUAUCUUCCAUGUGGCCAGAAGGUGAAAAAAGUAUUACAUCAGUAACACGACGACCAUUAACUGCUGGUACUAUUUUUCGUAAUUCAAUGAUUAGCCUUUCUAACCUUCUUUCAUCUAAACAACCGUUUUAUGUCCGUUGUAUCAAACCAAAUGAUGAAAAAUCUCCGAAUAUCUUUGAUCAAACACGCGUUGAACAUCAAAUAGCUUAUUUAGGUUUACUUGAAAAUGUUCGAGUUCGUCGAGCUGGCUUUUGUCAUCGAACACCUUACGAUCGAUUUGUUCAACGGUAUAAAAUAAUUGAUUCAGUUCGAUCGAAACUAUAUCCUCGUGGUGCUCCAACAAAAGAGAAUGCUGCUUAUAUUUGUCGAGAACUUAAUCUUGAAAAUGAUGUUGCUUAUGGAAAUACAAAACUAUUUAUUAAACAACCAGUUUCAUUAUUUGAACUAGAAAAGAAAAGAACUGCAGGAUUGCAAUUUAUUGUUUAUACGCGAUCAUGGAAACAACAUCGUCUAUAUCGACGUGAAAUUUCAGCGAUUAAAGUACAAAAUUUCUUUAGAAAAUAUCGUGCUCGAAGUUAUAUUAAUAAAUUGAAUGAAUUAUUUCGUAAUGUUUCGGAUACCCGUGAUUUCGGUAAAAGUAUCAAGUGGCCAGCUCCUAAACCAGGUUUUCUUCCUAUGAAUAAUUUGUUGAAGAAAAUCUAUCAACGUUGGCGUGCUUAUAAAGUUAUACAAAGAAUACCGGCUGAUCAAAGAGCUAUUUUUGAAUUAAAAUUACUUGCUGCAGAUUAUCUUCAACAACGACCGACUUUUCAUGAAACAAGUAUUCGUGAAGAAUGGAAAGGAGAUUAUUUACUUCUUCCUGAAGAAAAUUCUCGUUCUCUUGAAUAUAGAAAAUCAAUCAGUGAAUUACGUGGAAAAGACAAUUUUAAUCAUGUACUCUUUUCUACACUCGCCGUCAAGUUGAAUACUCAUAUUAAAACGGAUGAACGUGCUAUUAUUCUCACUGAGAGAUAUCUCUAUAAACUUGAUCCUAAAAAAGGUUUUCAUAUUCGAAAAGCUGGUAUUCCAAUCGAUGAUAUUAUUAGUUUAAGUGUGACAUCGGGCAAAGAACAAUUAAUUGUCGUUCAUUUAACAUCGAAUCAUGAUCUUGUUUUUUAUAUGCAUACAAAAAAUGAUCGCGUCGGUGAAUUUGUUGGUCAUGUAGCGAAACUCAAACGAAGAGCAUCAAAUUUUCAAGUUGAUGUACAACGAUAUGUUUCAGCAACACUUGAUAAAAAUAAAUAUGUUAUUAAUGUAACAUGGGGUGGUGUUGAUAAAAUUGAAUUUCGUAAAGGUUCAAAUAAGAAUAUUUCAUUAAUGUUGCCUAACAGUGAAUAA
Rotaria socialis is the source of this 3051-nucleotide messenger RNA. The record is from the annotation of a GenBank genome assembly. NCBI's taxonomy places the organism in Eukaryota, Metazoa, Rotifera, Eurotatoria, Philodinida, Philodinidae.